UCGAUAUCUACGGCAAAUGGGCACUCUGCGAAUCGAUAGAAUCUCCUACGUCUAUCGGCAUUUUAGCUAAAAGCGUCUGAAAUCUUCGCAUUUUUCCAACCUUCUUUGCAAUUAAACCAUAGAAAUGGGUAAUAUUUUUGGGCUUCGAAGACAAGAUAGCACUGACAAUCCUAUGGAGAACCAUAAUGACAUUUACUACGAGUCAGAAAACUAUAGCUUAAGAAGGACAAUACCCGAUGAAGAUGGGAACAUUUUUGUGCGUCAUGAGAUAAUCCAUGCUGCUUGGAGAAACCCAGCCCCAAUUCGAAGUGAGAGCCAUCACAGGUCAACUAGACCUGGUUUUGGUGGCCAUUAUUCAUCGGUGCAACCGAUCUAUGAGGAUUUGGACCCAGAUGAGGGUGUCGAGGACCUCAACUAUGUAUAUUAAAGGGAGAACUUUGAAGAAGCCGAGUAAAGCUAAAAAUAUGGAAUAUUCAAUCAAAAUACAAAUAUAAAUAUAUAUAUUCGUACAAUUAUACAUUUAUUUUCUUCCAUAUUAAACCCCAUCGCCGAAAGAUCUAAGGUCCACCGGAGGAGUCCACCCGCCAUUAUUGGUGAAGAGUAAAAUCUCGAAUCACUAGUGCUUGAGUACCGCGAGUGUGGAGAAUUAGUUAUACCCCCUCUUAGUCAAUCAUUCAUUCCACUCUCACUGCGAAAUUGUUUACGUUUCGUAAAAACUCUCCACCUUAUCAACACCACCUUCUCUACCGUGUAUACAUACAUACAUACGUAGGCAAAUUUAACUCUCUGCUCUCCAAUUCACAGACUUGAUCAGGUCAGUUCGUUCUCAGUUUAUUUCAUUCUCGCCACGGACGCCCUCUCAUUCGGUUCUU
Molecule: messenger RNA, 872 nt
Organism: Drosophila mauritiana
Lineage: Eukaryota; Metazoa; Arthropoda; Insecta; Diptera; Drosophilidae
Exons: 3
Coding region: 125-427 (100 amino acids)
Source: RefSeq, a predicted model, not a curated record